GCCCCGGAUGUAGGUCGGGACCGGCGGCUCCGGGAGAGAGGGAGGAGGCGGUCGCGCCCAGCCCGGCCCGGCCCCAGCGCGGAGCCGGACGGACGCCGCCGGGGGACCCCGCCCCCCACCCGGUCCAGGAUGCAGACGAUCAAGUGCGUGGUGGUGGGCGACGGGGCGGUGGGCAAGACGUGCCUGCUGAUCAGCUACACGACCAACGCGUUCCCCGAGGAGUACAUCCCCACGGUGUUCGACAACUACAGCGCGCAGCUGUCGGUGGACGGCCGGCCGGUCAGCCUCAACCUGUGGGACACGGCCGGCCAGGAGGAGUACGACCGCCUGCGGACCCUCUCCUACCCGCAGACCAACGUCUUCGUCAUCUGCUUCUCCAUCGCCAGCCCCUCCUCCUACGCCAACGUGCGGCACAAGUGGCACCCGGAGGUGGCCCACCACUGCCCCGACGUGCCCGUCCUGCUGGUGGGCACCAAGAGCGACCUGCGCCGGGACUCGGAGACGGUCAGGCGGCUCAAGGAGCAGAGCCUGGCGCCCACCACGCCCCAGCAGGGCGCCGCCCUGGCCAAGCAGGUGGGCGCCGUCCGCUACCUGGAGUGCUCGGCCCUGGCCCAGGACGGCGUGAGGGAGGUGUUCGCCGAGGCCGUCCGGGCCGUGCUCGACCCGCCGGCCAAGAGGAGCGCCAAGAAGUGCGUCCUCUUGUAGCCCCCCGCCCGGGCGGCUCCCCGGGACCGGUCGCCGCGGGGGCGGCCGUCGACCCCCGCCCCCUCUUUCGCCUCUGUGCCUUCGGCCCACGGGGGGCCCGGCCGGACCGACCCUCCCCGCCCCACCGC
Messenger RNA from Ornithorhynchus anatinus (platypus), 833 nucleotides. RefSeq names its product rho-related GTP-binding protein RhoG-like. The coding region runs from base 130 to 705 and encodes 191 amino acids. Gene Ontology annotation, molecular function: GTPase activity; GTP binding; protein kinase binding. The transcript has 2 exons. Lineage: Eukaryota; Metazoa; Chordata; Mammalia; Monotremata; Ornithorhynchidae. Gene Ontology annotation, biological process: regulation of actin cytoskeleton organization; small GTPase-mediated signal transduction; establishment or maintenance of cell polarity. Gene Ontology annotation, cellular component: plasma membrane; cell projection; cytoskeleton. The record is from RefSeq and is a predicted model, not a curated record.